AUGAUAAUAUCCAAAAAGCCUACUGAUAGAUAUUAUGCUGUUUAUAUGAUUGUAUUAAUUCAUGGAUUUGGCAUGUUAAUGACGUGGAAUAUGUGGAUUACUAUUGCGCCUGCGUAUUAUAUGGAAUAUAAAUUAAUUGGAAUGGAUAGAAAUGGUACAAAAUAUGUCUCGUCUUAUGCAGCUAAUUUCCUUAGCUAUUUAAUUUUAGCUUCCAAUUUACCAAAUUUCACACUUAAUUUGAUUAAUUUACUCUUUAAUUUUAAAGGAAGUCUUGAAAAACGAAUUACAUUAUCACUUGCAGUUAUGGCAUUGAUCUGUUUGAUUACUCUUAUAUUCACCGUUAUUGAUACUUCCAGAAUGGUUACGGUAUUCUUUAUUAUAACGAUUACUACGGUAGCAAUACAGAAUGCUGCAUGUGGUCUGUACCAAAAUUCAUUAUAUGGUUUGGUUGCAGUUUUCCCACCACAAUAUACCAAUGCUAUUCUUCUUGGUAGUAAUAUUUGUGGUACAUUUGUAUCCGUUGUUAAUAUUAUAACAAUUGUUGCAACAAAUGAUAUUAAAACUGCUGCUUUCUUCUAUUUCUUCAUAUCAUUUCUGGCAGUUCUCACAUGUUUUGGCUCAUUAUUUAUACUUGUAAAAUUAGAUUUUUAUCAGUAUUACAUGCAAAAAGCAAUUGAGAAAAUGGGAAAGAGAAAUUUGGAUGGAAUAUUGGUUGAAUUCAAACAAAAUAAUAGUAAUAUAAAUAAAACUGGAUUAAAAAGUAAUAAUUGCGAAGUUAGCAAACAUACGAACAUUUCAAACAGUGGUGAUAUUGAUUUAUUAACAAUAAAUUUUCGGAUGAAAUUAUACCUGUAUUACGAUGUUUUCAAAAAGAUAAGAAUGCAAUGCUUCAAUAUUUGGUUUAUAUUCGUUGUAACAAUAGCAUUAUUUCCAGCAGUAAUGGCUGAUGUGAAAGUUUAUAGUGAAAACGGUAUUUACAGCUUUGUAAUACCAGAAAAAUUAUUCACCCCAGUAACCACAUACUUUUUUUUCAAUCUCUUUGCUUUUUUUGGAUCAUUUUUGGCAAAUUUCGUGCAUUGGCCUCAACCUAAAUGGCUUGUGAUACCAGUUAUCAUACAAGUAGCUUUUAUUCCGCUAAUGUUAAUCUGUAACUUUCGAUCAGCACAUCGAACAUGGAAAAUAUUAAUUUAUAAUACAUGGGUUUACAUUGCUCUGGCUAUCUCAAUGUCAUUAUGCAGCGGAUAUUUCAGUGCCUUGGCCCUUAUGUACGCACCAAAACAGGUUGAAGCAUCAAAAUCUACGAUUGCUGGAAUGAUUGCUGCUUUCUUCCUUAUGUUUGGUGUGAUAUGUGGUACAUUACUUACAUUCGUCAUAUUAUGGUUUAUUGAUAGCGUUGGACCACUACAACCUACAAAAUUAUGA
This is a messenger RNA of Brugia malayi, 1422 nucleotides long. RefSeq lists its product as uncharacterized. The record is from RefSeq and is a predicted model, not a curated record. Bases 1 to 1422 code for a protein of 473 amino acids. NCBI's taxonomy places the organism in Eukaryota, Metazoa, Nematoda, Chromadorea, Rhabditida, Onchocercidae. Gene Ontology annotation, molecular function: nucleoside transmembrane transporter activity. The transcript has 11 exons. Gene Ontology annotation, cellular component: plasma membrane. Gene Ontology annotation, biological process: nucleoside transmembrane transport.